CAGCAACCUAGAGAGAGAGAGAGAGAGAGAGAGAGAGAGAGAUACAGAAGUGUUGUGGAGAGAGAAAGAUCUUCAUCAUCGACUUCCAUGUCUGAGCUCUGACUUGUUUGAAACCCUAAUUUUUCGUAAAAAAAAGGCCACAGAUUCUGAAGAAAUCCUAGAGUUAUCUCUAUAAUGGUGGACACGUUGCUUGCGGGCUUGCAAGAUCAUCUCAAAUUGGCUAGAGAGUACGCCCUUGAAGGUCUCUACGAUACUUCCAUUAUCUUCUUCGAUGGUGCCAUCGCUCAGAUCAACAAGCAUUUAAACACACUUGAUGAGCCUUUAAUCCGUUCAAAAUGGAUGAAUGUAAAGAAAGCUCUUACAGAAGAAACGGAGGUUGUGAAGCAAUUGGAUGCAGAGAGAAGGGCUUUCAAGGAGAUUCACGUGGGUAGAAGACCUUCUUCACCUCCAAUUUCUACCAAAUCGUCAUUUGUUUUUCAACCAUUAGACGAGUACCCAACUUCAUCUGGUGCUUCGAUGGAUGAUCCUGAUGUAUGGAGGCCGCCUAGUAGAGACAAUGGAAGUAGAAGACCCACAAGGGCAGGUCAAGUGGGUAUGAGGAAGUCACCUCAAGAUGGAAGUUGGGCUCGUGGAGGUUCUGCAAGAGCUGGAACGACUGGUCGCGGAGCAAAGGCUGGUGGUUCUAGUAGGUCAAACGCAGGAGUCCGAGCUUCAACUGUUGGGAAGAAAGGCACUGGCCCAGGGAAAUCUGGCAAGGCUGAUUCGGUGAAUGGUGAUGCUGAAGAUGGGAAGUCCAAACGUGGACAGUAUGAGGGGCCUGAUCAUGACUUGGCUGAUAUGCUUGAAAGGGAUGUCUUGGAUUCCACCCCUGGAGUGAGGUGGGAUGAUGUGGCUGGGUUGACUGAAGCAAAAAGACUUCUAGAGGAAGCUGUUGUUCUUCCUCUGUGGAUGCCUGAAUAUUUCCAGGGAAUUAGGCGACCAUGGAAAGGCGUUCUUAUGUUUGGCCCUCCUGGCACUGGAAAGACACUUUUGGCUAAAGCUGUUGCUACUGAGUGUGGUACAACAUUCUUCAAUGUUUCUUCUGCUACUUUGGCUUCAAAAUGGCGUGGGGAGAGUGAGCGUAUGGUGCGGUGUUUGUUUGAUCUUGCAAGAGCUUAUGCUCCAAGUACAAUAUUCAUUGAUGAAAUUGAUUCUCUCUGCAAUGCUCGGGGGGCUUCAGGGGAGCAUGAAUCAUCCAGAAGAGUGAAGUCUGAACUUCUAGUUCAGGUAGAUGGUGUGAAUAAUACUUCCACUAAUGAAGAUGGUAGUCGCAAAAUAGUGAUGGUUUUGGCUGCUACUAAUUUUCCAUGGGAUAUAGAUGAGGCACUGAGGAGGAGGCUGGAAAAGCGAAUAUAUAUACCACUUCCGAAUUUUGAAAGCCGUAAGGAACUUAUUCGAAUUAAUUUGAGAACUGUUGAGAUGGCUCCUGAUGUAGAUAUCGAUGACGUGGCUCGUCGGACAGAGGGAUACAGUGGAGAUGAUCUCACAAAUGUUUGUCGGGAUGCCUCUUUAAACGGCAUGAGGCGUAAGAUAGCCGGGAAGACACGCGAUGAGAUUAAAAACAUGUCAAAGGAUGAGAUUUCAAAUGACCCGGUUGCCAUGUGCGAUUUUGAAGAGGCCCUGACCAAGGUUCAACCUAGCGUUUCCGCAGCUGAUAUUGAACGGCACGAGAAGUGGUUUUCAGAAUUUGGAUCCGCAUAAAACGGGUAAAUGGAUACUAAAGCAAUCUUUUGUUUUUCAUGAUCUGCCUAUUCUGUUUUGCUAUUCUUUUUUGGCUGUUUUGAGCAGUGUUGUUGAUUUUCAUCAUAUAAGUGUUGCAAAGGUCUCAUUAUUAUUGUUGUGUUCUUGUGUAAGUCUAAUUGAAAAUGUAUCAUGUUUACAGAGCUUCCAUUCCUAUUCAUUCAAUGUAUUAAUAGUAAAUUCAAAAUUUACAUUCAGCAUUCGGAUCAAAACUACCAUUGUUUGCAGAUCGAACCUUACAAAA
This is a messenger RNA of Camellia sinensis, 2023 nucleotides long. RefSeq names its product katanin p60 ATPase-containing subunit A1. Gene Ontology annotation, cellular component: microtubule cytoskeleton. NCBI's taxonomy places the organism in Eukaryota, Viridiplantae, Streptophyta, Magnoliopsida, Ericales, Theaceae. Gene Ontology annotation, biological process: microtubule severing. Gene Ontology annotation, molecular function: ATP binding; ATP hydrolysis activity; microtubule severing ATPase activity. The record is from RefSeq and is a predicted model, not a curated record.